AUGGGAUUUCGCAGCGCUUGGAAGCUAGGGUUUUCCGGCAUUGGGAGAUGGCCAAAACGAUGUUAUCUUUCGAAGGAUACUAGUGCGGAACGGGCCAAAAGUGUGAGAAUAUGCAGAGUUUGGAGUGAAGCAAGGAAUUUUGAAAGCAGUAGUGAGCAUGGAGACGGGGGUUGGUUGUGCCAUUUCCCUGGGCAUCAAGGAAAUCUGGGAUUGAUAGAUUACCAGUUCAACAAGACUGUGGAGCACAUUGUGAGGAAAAAAUAUAGGCAGAAAGAGAAGAAGGUUCAGCCUGAAAUGUCAUUGCAUUCAGUGUAUCAACUAACUAUUGGAUAUUUAAAAUUGCUUCCAUGCCUUAAUUGUUUGCAAUUUUUUUUGUAUAGGGGUUUGAAGGAAUCUGAAGUGGAUGGUUUUGUUGAGGAUGUGUUUGUGAGUGGCAAGCCCUGGGCUUCUAGACAACAGGGGUCACUACAUGGUGCAUAUGUAUUUGUCUGUGCCCAUAAUAAACGAGAUAGGAGGUGCGGUGUUUGUGGACCUGCUCUGAUUGAGAAAUUUAAGGAGGAGAUUGAGGCCAAGGGCUUGGAAGAACAAGUUUCUGUAGCUGCUUGUUCUCAUAUUGGAGGCCACAAGUAUCCUGGUAAUGUUAUCAUCUUCAGUGAAGUUGAAGGAAAAGUUGCUGGCCAUUGGUAUGGUUAUGUUACCCCAAAUGAUGUGCCUACGUUACUUGAUCAGCACAUUGGAGAGGGUAAAGUCAUCGAACGGAUCUGGAGGGGCCAAAUGGGAUUACAUGCUGAGAAAGCUGCUGACAAGACAGAUGAGCAGAAGGUUCCUAAUGGAACCAACGUGGACAACAAGGAAAACAAACCCCGAGAAACUCGUACUGAAGAGAGCAAAGAUAGUUUCACGAGCUGCUGCCAAGGUGCUAAUGGAAUUUCUUGCUGCAGAGAUGCGAGUGCCGAGGAAGUAGAGAGCAAGAAGGCACAGGGAGGCCCUUUAAAGUUUGGGAAAUGGGAGCAGCGUGACAUUCUUACAGCUGUUGGUGUGGUUGCGGCUGUGUCGGUCGUUGCCGUGGCAUAUGGCUUUUACAAAAGAGCCAGGUAAAACAUGCUUGGCAGACUUCAUCUAAUGUUUUCAGCCCAAUGUUUUUGUAGACAUAAACUUACAUAUGUGCAAUAAUUGCAUAACAUAUUUAUGCGGUUAUUUGUUGAGUGAAAAUAAUAUAGAAAAAAGAACUGGAAUUAUUAAGGCAAUGCCACUCGUAUAACUGCAUAUGUUUGGUAAAAGUCAGCUGAAUACCUGGCAGUGUCUGAUUUCUACAUAGGCUGUGAUGAGUACCUGACCACUUUAUAUGGAUGUUGUUCAGAUUCA
Messenger RNA from Ipomoea nil (Japanese morning glory), 1365 nucleotides. RefSeq lists its product as uncharacterized. The transcript is spliced from 6 exons. Bases 1 to 1098 code for a protein of 365 amino acids. Lineage: Eukaryota; Viridiplantae; Streptophyta; Magnoliopsida; Solanales; Convolvulaceae. The record is from RefSeq and is a predicted model, not a curated record.